GGGAGUGAGACGGCCGUGGUAUUGCGCUGCUACGGACCAGCCCCUCAUGUGGGCUCCGUCCUUCGCGGCCCCAUCCGCGCCGGGAUGGAGGCGUCCGGCCGCUGCCGGCGGCACCUUCCCGUCCUGCUGCUUUGGGGAUCUCCCACCUGCUGUCAGCACUGAGAAAAUCCCUGAGUGUUUCCUUUGAGUUAACGGUCUAAUGAUGCUUGGAUUAGCAGGUGUGCAUCAACAGAUUAAUCUCUGCAAUGAAUCUCUCAUGCUAGAAAGGUUGCCUGCCUGUGGAAAGUUCUUUGAAGAGAUGAUGAAGAAAGUGGACUCCAAAAAAUGGUGCAACCUGACAGAAUUUAUCACGUAUUAUAAUAUCUUUACCCAGUGCACAGAACGUGAAGCCAAUGAUGCAAGUUGCUUCUGGCCAAACCCCCUUGCAGAGAGCUUUAUCACUGGAAUUCAUAAACAAUUCUUUUUAAACUGUACUUUGGACAACGUUCACUGGGAAGAUCCACCAGAUGAAAUUCUCAUACCUCUGAUCUUGAUUCCAGUCAUGUUAACAUGUGCCAUGAUAAUGCUGGUAGUAUGGUGCAGUAAGAGAAGUGAUAUUCUAGGGUAAGUUGUUCCCAAUGGCUUUGCUUUUAGCAUUUCCUUCUUCAAGAAAAAAAAAAAACAACAAAAAAAAAAACAACCAAAACACCCAACAGACUAAGAAAGAAGGAUGAAAAAAGAAACUUCAUGUAAAGAUUUCAUAUCUGCAGAAUGGAACCUGUGAGAUGCUGUGACAGAGAUGAUGCUUCUGUGAACAAAGAGCUGCUUGCUUCUGCCAAAUGUCAGUGCUUCUGAGAUUGGCCAUCAGUGUUCCUGGUGCAAAGCUUUACACUGUCGUUGGGUCUCAUAAUCAUAGAAUUCACAGGCAUUUCUCAGAAUUAAGGUAGUCCCCAGGCAAGUGGGUCCCUUGGCUGCAAGAGAGGUAAAGUUACUUUCCCAUGGGUAAAGCUGGUUGGUAAACUAAGUUUUGCAAAACUGUAUGUAAGUGUAUAUAUACACAGUGUAGCAUUAACUGUGAGGGAGGUGUUAUCUCUUGAGUUUCUGUGCAGAACUCUUGUGGUUUUCAUCUGUGAACCUCGUAACACAAAUGUAAGACCACUGGCAAAGAAACUGAAUAUGGAUGUGUAACCAAGGGACAACUUCUUCUGAAUGUUAGUGCAAAACAUCAUUAUCAAGAAUUGGAAAUAUUGUCUUGGCAAAAGGAACAAUUAAUGUUUCCAGUGCAACAUGGGAAAAAAGUCAUGUUGCAUUAUAGAAUAGCUUAGGAAAUGCCUCUGAGCAUAGUUGGAAUUGUAUGGUUUACAAACUCUGGAAGAAAUACAGAUCUUACUUUACAGAAAAUCUGUGAGAGGAAAAUUAUUGAUUAUAAGGGAAGAAACUUUAGUAUACCAGACCAUUUAUUUUUCUCUUUUAUAAUUAUUAUACUUGAUGACUUGAGUUCACUGUAUACUCCCUGCUCUCACUUCAAUUUGUGCAAGUGACAUCCUUCAAAUAAAUAUAAACAUGUAAUGUUGAUUGAGGUGCCUUCUAGAAGGUAAUUAUGUACAUAAUUUGUUUUUCAUUCUGUGAAGAGUGUGGGAAUUAAGUAUGGAUAUCAAAGAGGUAUGAACGUACCUUGGAACAGACAUAGGAGGAAAGAGAAGAAAAAUCCACUCAGAAGUCCUAUUCUAUAAAGCUAUCCCAAUGUAACAAUUCAAGUAAAUAUCAUAUGCCCAAAAUAAAACAAAUUCCUUAUUUGUAUUAUAAAUAUAUAUAUAUAUUUCAUUUCACCAAAUACCUUCCAGUCAAAAGCCCUUCCAUUAUACACAAAUAAAGUCUGUUACAAGUAAUUGUUCAUUUUACUAUAUGGUAUGCAGACAAGUAACUUGAAUGUCAAAGGAAUGAUUUUCCAUAUCUAUUCUAGUUAGAUACUCUCUUUUAAGAUUCUGGUCUGCUGUGUAAUGACCAGGCCUGAAUCAAAUCGGGUUGUUUAUAUGUAGAUACAUAAAUAACAAAUGUAGAUACACUGGUUUUCACAUCCUUUCAUAACAGGUAAAAACACUGGCUUUUUUAAAAAUUACCUUAUGUGGUAUAAUGGUUAAUUUUGUAAGUUCCUAUGUGUUUUUCCAAAGAUAUUCUUUCAUUCUCUGGGUGCAAAUGGAAAAUCACUCUUUAUAAAAGAAGUGUGAAAUAUGUUCUAAGGAUUUUUUAUAUUAAAAUGUUUUGUCCUCGAAAACCUGUGAUGAACAAAAACAAUCAAAAUAAAAGAGCAUUCAUUUGAACAAAAAGAUUAAUCAGAUUCAUCAACCCAUUUUGUGUGGCCAAAAUCAAAUAAUUUUCAAAUUAUUGAUAUUUUGCAUGAAGUUUUCUCCUUUUUCUUACUUUAAACGUAAAAGCAAAACGUUUAUUUGGAAACUUCAUUAAAAACAAACAAACAAAAAUCCUGCUUUUUCACAAACAUAUUCUUUAACCAUUACUGCUGUAUUUCCUGCAAGUUCUUGAUUCUUCUUUGAAACUAAGUUCAACUGAUGAACUAAUCACCUUAAAGGCAUGAGCCAUCCAAAGGUUGGCCUAGGAAACAAAUGGAGAAGAAACUUUCACGCUGAUUACAUCAUACUACUAGUUGUGCAUUUUGAGUUUUUUUUUUUUUUUAAUGUAAUAUUUAAGUGGAUUCUGUUCAAAUUGAAAAUAAAAUCUAGUGUGAACUUUUCAAA
Messenger RNA from Gallus gallus (chicken), 2732 nucleotides. RefSeq names its product receptor activity modifying protein 3 (gene RAMP3). Lineage: Eukaryota; Metazoa; Chordata; Aves; Galliformes; Phasianidae. The record is from RefSeq and is a predicted model, not a curated record. Gene Ontology annotation, molecular function: coreceptor activity. Gene Ontology annotation, cellular component: membrane; signaling receptor complex; cell surface. Gene Ontology annotation, biological process: protein localization to plasma membrane; regulation of G protein-coupled receptor signaling pathway; cellular response to hormone stimulus. The coding region runs from base 200 to 607 and encodes 135 amino acids. The transcript has 5 exons.